AUGCGACCGAAGGAGCCCGGGCGGAACUGCGCCGGGGACGGGCCGGGGCCCGCACCUGGACCCAGACCCGGGGACCCAGCAGCAGUCAGCUCCGCAUCCCCGCCCGCAGCCAGUCCGGGCCGAGAGCCGUCGGCACAGCCCGAACCCGCUACCGGGCAGGCGCCGGGGGCUGGUCUGGGAGCAGGAUCCGGAUCCCAACCCGUCUCCGAAGCCCGGGCCGGAGCUCGCUCCGCCUCCAAGGCCGGAGCCAAGGCAGGAGCCCAGCGCGCGUCCACAUUGGCGGGCGUCCAGGGGAAUGCCCUGUCCGUGCCCGACAGCUCGGAUGCACCGUGGACCCGCUUCGUAUUCCAAGGGCCCUUUGGUCCCCGGGCCACUGGCCUGGGGACUGGAAAGGCGGCAGGCAUCUGGAAGACGCCGGCCGCCUACGUUGGCCGGCGGCCCGGGGUGUCCGGCCCCGAGCGCGCCGCCUUUAUUCGGGAGCUGGAGGAAGUGCUGUGUCCCAACCCACCGCCUGUCAAGAAGAUCACCCAAGAAGAUAUCAAAGUGAUGUUAUAUUUGCUGGAGGAGAGAGAGCGGGACCUGAAUACAGCCGCUCGCAUCGGCCAGUCCCUGGUGAAACAGAACAGCGUUUUGAUGGAGGAGAACAGCAAGCUGGAAGCCAUGCUGGGCUCAGCCAGGGAGGAGAUUUUACACCUCAGACACCAGGUGAACCUGCGGGAUGACCUCCUUCAGCUCUACUCAGACUCUGAGGAUGAGGAGGAGGAGGAAGAAGAGGAGGAGGAAGAGGAGGCGCAGCUGUGUGAUCAUCUCUGUGAUGCCCCCAAGCUGACUCCUCAGGAGGGGCCGAUGCAUCGCUGCCCGCAGCUGGAAGCCCUGCAGGAAAAGCUGAGGCUGCUGGAGGAGGAGAACGAUCAGCUGAGAGAGGAGGCCUCUCAAUUCGACACCCUUGAGGAUGAGGAGCAGAUGCUCAUUCUGGAAUGUGUGGAGCAGUUUUCGGAGGCCAGCCAGCAGAUGGCCGAGCUGUCGGAGGUGCUGGUGCUCAGGCUGGAAAACUAUGAGCGGCAGCAGAAGGAGAUCGCCCAGCUACAGGCCCGGAUAGUGAAGCUGCAGCAGCGCUGCCAGGCAUAUGGGGCUGAGACUGAGAAGUUGCAGCGGCAGCUGGCUUCGGAGAGAGAAAUGCAGUUCCAGGAAGAGGGCCUGCGGGAGAAGUACACAGAUUCUGGGGGCAUGCCCACUGAGUCCCAGAAAGAGGCGAAGACCCUUCGCCAGCAACCCCUGGUGUCCACUGGGUCCGUCACCCACUAUGCGUACAGUGUGCUUCUGGGGGCACUUCUCGGUUUCCAGGAGACCCUGGCUGAGGAGCUCAAAAUGUCUCUAAGGAGGAUUAUCUCAGAUCCUGUGUAUUUUAUGGAAAGAUACGACCUUCGCUACCAUGAGGAACGAGAGCAGGAACAGGGGUUUGAGGCCGAGGAGGGGCUGAUGCCGGCAGAGGAUAUUGUGCCAGAGGAAGAUUUCGAGCCUGCGGAGGAGUUGGUGCCUGAGCAGGAGCUGGGGGCUACAGAAGAGGGGGUGCUGGCUGAGGAAGGGGUGACUGAAGAGUCAGAGCUGGUGUCGGAGGACACUGAGGCCUGGGAGGAGGUGGAGCCGGAGCUGGAUGAGGCUACGCGGAUGAAUGUGGUGACCUCAGCCCUGGAGGCCAGUGGCCUGGGCCCUUCACACCUGGACAUGAAGUAUGUCCUCCAGCAGCUGGCCAGCUGGCAGGAUGCCCAUUACAGGCGACAGCUGAGGCAGAAGAUGUUCCAGAAAGGUGAGUGCUCCCAUGGGGGCCUCCCUCCGGCCAGUCGGACAAGCUGCAGAUCAUCAAGCCGAUGAAAGGUGAGGGUAGGUGAGCCCCCCAAGUGCUCACUUACCCCAUUCUGGCCCUGCCCAGCGUGCUGAUUUGCACGGACUUUGCAUAUCAUUUGCAUAGGUACCUCAGGUUCCCUUCAAUGGGAACUGUGGCCCCAAUGCUCAUUUAUGUCGAAUUUGCUUAGGCUUCCAGAUCUCCAUCCAUUUUUCUCAUGGGGGAUGGGCUGGGGGUCAGAGCUGGGACUCUGUCCCCCCCACUGCACCUCAGCUUCCUGUCUCUGCCUGCCCCCUUCCUUUAUCCUUCACUCCUGCCUCUCCUGUCCCCAAUGCUCCCUAACCCUGCAGCAGUGGCAGCAGCAGGCCAAAACAAACAUGGGGGGGCGGGAUCGUGGAGCAGCAGCCCAGGGUGCUGACCCAGGACUUUUGGAGGCUGGAGGAGGACAGGGCCAACCACCCUCCCAUGGCCUGGGAGGAAGAGGGGCCUGCUGGGGUCACCCAGGUCAUUGGGACGAAGGCCUCCGCCAGCAAGGGCCACAGUCGGAGCCGUCCCCUGGGUGAGUCUGAAGGUGGGCUAGGGUCUCCUACAGGGUGGUUGGGGGGGUGGGUUAGGUUCUUCUCUCCCCAGCUCAAAACCCCCAGGUUUGGGGAGCUGUACCUGCUGAGUGCAGGCCAUGGGAGCCCUGCCUUUAAGGAGCUCAUGGUGAUAUCAAGGAUGACCUAGUGACUUUCACGCAAGUGGGACCCUUUACACAUGUGUUAGCUCCUGUGACCCUCACGCCCCUGUAGGUAGGUGUUAUUAUCUUCCAUUUCCUAGGUGAGGGAACAGGCUCAGAGAGCUGAAGUGACUUGUUCAAGGAAGGCUACUGUGCCAUAAUGCCUUCCCUGGCCCAUCCCUCCCCUCUGAUGCUGUUCUGGUGCCCCAUCUGGCCUGCUGGGUCAACCCUGAAGUUAUAACUUGUUGGUGGCCUCCAUCUUAUCUAGCCUGUCCCUACUCUGAUGGCAUUUUGGUCACUGCUGGGUGGAAUAGCACUGGCCUCAGCAGGGCUGCCAUGUGAAGAAGUACAGGUUGUAAACUGAACCGUGACCUCCAUGGCUGGGCAGUGGGCAACCUGCAUAGCUAUCAAUGGUGGCUUUCUGUUUCCUUCUGAUACAGCUGGCCAGAUCCCUGCCUGAUGCCCAGGCCAGGCCUAUGGUUGUCAGGAGCCCAGUUCACAUCCACCCCCUUCUCUUCCAGGCUUUGCUGUUUCCCAGCAGCCUGCAGAGGCCCCACAGACAGCUUGAGGCCCCUCCUGCUGCGUGGCCAAGCCCGACCCAUCCCAGACCCUCCUUCCCAUCCUCUGAAACGAGACCCCAUGUCUGUCACUUGCCCACCCCCUGUCCUGAGGAACCUGGGCUGGAGCUUGAGGGCCCAAGCCUCGACCCUCUUUGGGGACUGGCAGAAGGAACCCCGGCCCUCAUUCUGCAGCUGGUGCAAAAGCUGUGGCUGCUGGGCCUGGAUCACGUGGUGGCUUAGAUGGCAGAAGAAGCCUGAGGGGAGGCCCACUAGCUACCAGACCCAGCUCUGAGACGGGGCUGACUGAGCUGGGGGUGGAGGCUCAGAUCCCAGGUAUAGGAAGUGUUGUGAGUAUCCUCCGAACAGCUCUUCACCCCUUGACCCUCAUAUUAAAUGUGGUUCCCAAGUCUUGCUGACUUAAGGACCUGGUCCUCUUCCCCUGUUCUUUGUCCUUACCAUUUGUAACCAGAAGUGUCUGUGUGUGUGUUGGUGGGUGGGCGUGGGGUCCCUCUGCCCAGUGAGGUGCCUCCCCUCCAUCUCCUCCCUGCCUAUGGCCUGUGAGGGUCCAGUCUCCCCACCCAAAGCCCACCCAAGGCCCAGUCUCUCCCUCCUGCUGUCCUCCCUCAGUGCCCCGUGUUUUCUCAUUUGAGAUGUUCUGCCUCUUCCCACCCCUUUGCCCAUAAGUAACUGGGGUCUGGGGCUCAGGACCUCCGUCAGUGACUGCCCCACUGCCCACAGUGCUUCUCAGUCUCCUGUUACUUGUCAGCUUGUGUAUGUGCCAGUGCAGGAAAUAAAAAACCUGUGUGCUACCGA
Molecule: messenger RNA, 3934 nt
Organism: Cynocephalus volans (Philippine flying lemur)
Lineage: Eukaryota; Metazoa; Chordata; Mammalia; Dermoptera; Cynocephalidae
Gene: HAP1
Product: huntingtin associated protein 1
Exons: 11
Coding region: 1-1872 (623 amino acids)
Biological process (GO): neurogenesis; mitochondrion distribution; vesicle transport along microtubule
Cellular component (GO): cytoplasmic vesicle; dendrite; mitochondrion
Molecular function (GO): myosin binding; signaling receptor binding
Source: RefSeq, a predicted model, not a curated record